UUGGCUGGGCCGAGGGCGUGGGGCGGGGAACGGUCGGCUCCGGCCGGGGCAACAUGGCGGCGGCGGUGGCGGAGCCGGGGACCGGCCCGCUUCGCGUGGGCUUUGUAGGCGCGGGACGUAUGGCGGAGGCCAUCGCGCAGGGCUUCAUCCGAGCAGGGAAAGUGGAAGCUCGGCACAUACUGGCCAGCGCGCCAACCGACAGGAACCUCUGCCACUUCCAGGCUCUGGGCUGCCAGACCACCCACUCCAACCGGGAGGUUCUGCAGAACUGCUUACUGGUCUUCUUUGCUACCAAGCCCCACGUCCUGCCCACUGUCCUGGCAGAGGUGGCCCCUGUGGUAACGUCUGAGCACAUCUUGGUGUCUGUGGCUGCCGGGGUCUCUCUGAGCACCUUGGAAGAGCUGCUGCCCCCGACGGCACGGGUGUUGCGGGUCUCACCCAACCUGCCUUGCGUGGUUCAGGAAGGGGCCAUGGUGAUGGCCAGGGGCCGCCACGCCGGAAGCAGUGAGGCCAAGCUCCUGCAGGCCCUGCUGGAGGCCUGCGGGCAGUGCGAGGAGGUGCCUGAGGCCCACGUGGACAUCCACACUGGCCUCAGUGGCAGCGGUGUCGCCUACGUGUGUGCCUUCUCAGAGGCCCUGGCCGAGGGUGCCAUCAAGAUGGGCAUGCCGGGCAGCCUGGCCCACCGCAUCGCCGCUCAGACCCUGCUGGGGACAGCCAAGAUGUUGCAGCAGAACGGGCAGCACCCAGCUCAGCUGCGGACAGACGUGUGCACGCCAGGCGGCACCACCAUCUACGGGCUCCACGCCCUGGAGCGGGGUGGGCUGCGGGCUGCCACCAUGAGCGCCGUGGAGGCUGCCACCUGUCGGGCCAGGGAGCUCAGCGGGAAGUAGGGAACAGGUACUGGCUGUGGGCUGCCCACCUGCCCCCCUCCCCCGGUCCCAGCCUUCCGGGCUGCCCCCACCCCCGACUUCCAAGGGAGCAAAUGAGAAGGGACAGGACUAGAGGGGUUCAUAGGCAGGGCAUCCCUCACCAUGGGAACCACCCCCCCACCCCACCCCGGCCAGCGCAGGGCAGAGGCAUCAGCAGUGGCCACCAUCACAGGUGACUGGGGUUUGGAGGGCUGGAGCUGUGGCAGUGUGGGCCAGGGGCCCCGUGUGCUCAGCUGGUGGGUCGGCCCUUCCAACAGCUGUGUGACUGCAGCCAGCUCGGGGGUGGGGGACUGGGGGAGGACCUGGAUACUGCACGGGAGAUAGGCUCCUCCUCACUGAAGCCAGCGCUGGAAGGCCACCACAUCUAUUUUAUCCCCAGGUUGAUCUGCCAUGCCUGGGGUGGCGGCAGGUCAGCUACAGGGAGCUAGGCCUUGACCCUGCCAGCGGCCCCCGAGAAGACCCUGGGGCUGAGGAGAAGCCGCACCGGGUCCUUCCCUUGGGGAGUCCCACGAACAGAGCCCUGGGUGGGUCUGCCGCAGUGCCGGUCCCCAGCAGGCCAGGGGAGGUCCCAGGGGACGUGCCUAGCCUGCUGCAGAGCAAGGACUUGGCUUCAGCUGCGUGUGGGCCCCCUCCCUCCGCUAAGCUCCUGGCAGGUGGCAGGCAGAGCUGACCCUGACAACCGAUCCCUGGGUCAUCCUCGAGGGUCUCCUGGCCUGGCCUGUGACUGAAGGACGUGACUCUUCGGCAUAUCCCCACAUGGAGCAACCAGCUGGGAAUGCCAGGAACUUGGGUCCCAAACCAAGGCCCUGGGGCCUUUGGGUGGACGGUGGGCUGCCUGCCGCUGUCCCCCCACACUACCCCCGUGGCUCUUGGAGCUCCCCCACCCCACCAAGGCCCUGGAGUGCCGGAACUCCCCUCGCUCCUGCCUGCAGCCUGCCGAUGCCAGGCCCCCACGAGGUGGGAGUGGGCCACCUCUGGUUUGCAGCCAGUCCGUCCGUCGGGUGGUGGCUGGUGACACCCUGCAGCAGUGCUCCCCUGCUCCUGCCCUCAUCCCCAGCCUGGCCUCCCGAGCACGUCCCCAGGCGCUUCUGCACCUGACCGACCUGGGAGGCGGGAAUAAAGGCGCUGUCCGAUCACA
This is a messenger RNA of Lutra lutra (Eurasian river otter), 2067 nucleotides long. It is a transcript of the gene PYCR3, whose product is annotated as pyrroline-5-carboxylate reductase 3. Lineage: Eukaryota; Metazoa; Chordata; Mammalia; Carnivora; Mustelidae. Gene Ontology annotation, molecular function: pyrroline-5-carboxylate reductase activity. Gene Ontology annotation, biological process: L-proline biosynthetic process. The record is from RefSeq and is a predicted model, not a curated record. Bases 54 to 890 code for a protein of 278 amino acids. The transcript has 6 exons.